Messenger RNA from Pogonomyrmex barbatus (red harvester ant), 791 nucleotides. RefSeq lists its product as uncharacterized. NCBI's taxonomy places the organism in Eukaryota, Metazoa, Arthropoda, Insecta, Hymenoptera, Formicidae. Gene Ontology annotation, molecular function: mRNA 3'-UTR binding; translation activator activity. Gene Ontology annotation, cellular component: cytoplasm. Gene Ontology annotation, biological process: 3'-UTR-mediated mRNA stabilization; positive regulation of translational initiation. The record is from RefSeq and is a predicted model, not a curated record.
CGACGACGACGACGGCGGCGACGUGUCCUCGCGCCUGUCUCCAGCCGAGCGGAUAAACGCGGACGCGUCCAAUACCCAGGAGAAGCCGGCCGAGCCCACCUCCAGCCCCGUACUCACCCAUGACACGGCCUCUUCCAACUCUCUCACCACCCACCUCUCAGGUCCAGUUUUACACUCCGGCUCAGAAUCGCUAUCAGCCAUCCACCAUGCCCCUGUCCCAAGCACAACAGCAGCAGCAACAACAGCCGACUGGCAAUCAACGCAGCCGGUACUCCGUCGGCCAGGCAUUAUCGUCCGCCAAUCGGAAGCCGUCCGACAAAUAUUCAAGCACUAGCGGCUCGCAAACGACGAUGCUGCGGCAGUCCAAGUAUAAGGUGAAUGGAAUAAUGCAGACUGCAGCAACGGCGGUGGCGAACAAACUCGCUGACGACGCUCUGGGAGGCGCCGGUGACGGUCCUGGUAGGCUACCGAUAACGCCACCCGGUACACCGCGGACGACCGGCCAUCCGGCAGCUGGCGAUCAGAAUCAGCUGAGCGACACGUGCCAUCAAAUGCAGGCGCUGACUCUGUAGACACUUCCUACUCCCCUUUUUCUUUGUUCUCUUCGUUGUCCUCUUUGUUGUCUUCUUGAUGAGAAUAUAUAUAUUUAUCUUAUAAGAGUCGAGAGAGAUCACGCGUGCGACCUAAGACGACGGCUGCAAACUGUGAAAAACAGUGUGGCUAUCAACGACAACACACACACACACACACACACACACACACACACACACACAUGCAACGAUAAAUUGUGA